CAAAAUGAAUGAGUUCCUGCUGGCCCAAUGGAAAGUUGUGCCGAAGAUAUUUAACAAUGAUCAUGGAGGGCAUAAUAUGUAUAGCCGUAACUAUUACAAGGAGAACGAAGAUGAAGCAUGGGCCAUUUUGUUCAACAUGGACAAAAUCAACGAGAUCAAGAAACCGAACCAACAGUUUCAUCAUAUGAUAGUCUGCGAUAGCGUUUCCGCGUCGGUAUUGUACAGAACACCAAAGCCUGAGAUCGAGAAUACGGAGCUGCAUCGACAAAGAAUCAAGCAAAAACUCGAGAACAAUGAGUAUAAAUACAUCGUCGCAAUUGAUCCCGGUAUGAAAACAUACUUAGCCGGAAUUCGUCGGAAUAUUGAAGAUCGCACUGAGGAAAAUUUCAAGAUAUCUUCAGUCAUAUCAUUGGGGUGCCGGACAAAAAGUCAGAGACAAAAUGGGAAAGCGUAUGACUGCCAGAUUCACGCAACGAGAGCAAUUGGACCGUGAAAGCUAUCCAUCGAUACCAUCACCGCGAGGAAUCCGAUGGAGAAAUUACGUCAGGCAUCGAUUAACCAUGGUGAAAGAUGCAGUGGCUGCAUAUGCUCGGCGACGUUAUGCACGGCUUUCGUUUGACAAAUACAUCGGGUCACAAGGUGAGAAAGAUUGGCUGGCGAAAGUAAUAACAAAGAAUGAGCCAUCGCUUAUAAACAUCGGAGCAGUGGAUAUGGCACCCAAUUCACCAAUUGGCAUAAAAAAGGGAAAACGAUGCCCAGGUACACGGCAUCUUCAAUGCAGCGUUAAAAAACUUGGCCAUUCAGAUGUACACAAAGUGAAUGAAGAUUUCACAUCUCAACACUGUGCGAAUUGCCAGAAGAAAUUCCCGAUUCAAACACAAAAAUAUCGAUUCAAAGUGUGCCACUGUACUCGCGAUGCACCAAUACCACAAGAAAUAGAACCGUAUAUCUCACUACCACGGCUAAUUGUGACGAAGAAGAGUCGACGACGCAAAAAGAAAGAUAGCUGCGUGAAGAAAUUGAUCGCAAGAGGCAUCAUGGAUCCAGCAAAUCAACCAGCAGAAUUUCAACCAGGGCGAUUAGAGUCAAAGAAAAUGUACUUUCUGAAAAACUGGCUACUAAACCCUGUGAAUGCAAUUCAAAUGGGAGGCGACGCUGAUAAAUAUCCGGAACAACAACAACAACAGCAACAUCAAAAACGAUUUUGCACCGUUUGGCAUCGAGACAUUGUUGCGGCUAGAUGCAUUAUGUACAAAGGUCUUUGUUACAUAUUCAAUUUGGAAAUGCACAACUCGUAUGUCAGAGCACCAGCACCUCCAAGACCACCAUUGCGUAGAACACAACCAGCACGCAGAAGAGCCAAUGCAAACGUUGUUCCAGAUCAAUGA
Molecule: messenger RNA, 1388 nt
Organism: Contarinia nasturtii (swede midge)
Lineage: Eukaryota; Metazoa; Arthropoda; Insecta; Diptera; Cecidomyiidae
Exons: 4
Coding region: 441-1388 (315 amino acids)
Source: RefSeq, a predicted model, not a curated record